AUGAAGUGCAUAGUGACGAUGAAUCUCUACUUUCCAGGCGAUCACUGCGGGAGGCCGCGACCGCGUCGCGGCUCAUCCACACAGAAGAAAGAUCUGAAAAGCAAGCGGCCACGUCAGCGCCGCUCGACAACACGAGGCAGCAGGUCGAGGCGGAGUAAAUCCUCCAAACGACGGGACAGCAGCCACGACGCGACGGUGGCUGUCGUUGGAAGAGACGCCGUCCUACGGUCUGUUGCGGAAAGUAAUCUUCCUUUUGUCACUGGUGCCACGGUGACCGGGGCACAGCCAUGUAUGGUAACCGGGCUGAUCGGGGAACAGGCGGGGGGAAGGCCUCACAUGGCAGUUGCAGAUGCGGUCUCCCAAUGCCAGGGCAACGGAGACCGAUCGCCUUCGGAGUCGCUUUCAGUCGAUCUGGAGUUUGAAGGUCAGCUUGAGAUUCGUCAACUAGCGCCAGUUUCGAAAGCCCGCCCGAGAGCUGGAGACUCACCUACUGGCAAGGGUCACGAGUCGCCAGUCUCUCCCGUAGAAAAUGACUGUGGCGCAGCUUCCACACCAGUCAUUCACAGCCAAACUCGAAAACUCUCGGCAGCCUCACACGAAACUGACCACGCGAGAGAAUCAUCUGCGGUGGCCCGAGAAGAGCGACUGUCGGUUCAGAGGGAAGCGCCGCGCCGCGGGACCAGAGUUGCGUCAUCCAGCAAAUCUGGCGCCGUCAAGAGUCCGGACACAUCAGGGUUCCAAACCGUGAACUUGCAGGCUGAACUGGAUUUUAAACACGUGGGUGAACACCAAGUCGUGAGGCGCGAUAUAACAUUUAAGAAGCCGGUUCAUUCUGGAAUGCGUGUCAAUGUUGAAUCCAAGUUUACCUUUAAUCAUGUGAAGAGAAGCGAAGUGGAUGGGGUUGCAGUGGACAGUCGCAGCGGACCCCGCGAACGGGGCAAUAAGGUGGACAGUCGUGCUGUCCAGUUCAGAAAGAAUAUUGAUUUCAGUGGAGAUGGCCGUGCCAAGGUUGCCACAAGCUCGGCAAAGUGCCGGAGGUCUCCAGCGUCCGUCUUCGUUUUAAGAGAUCCGAGUGAAAAACCAAAGUCGAUGCCUCGGCCGCGUCCGCGGCGUCCAAAGGUGGCAGCGAUUACCUCCGGUCAACGCCAAUCGGACAUCUCUAGCGCUGACCGAGUUUCGCCUGGACCGCCUAGCGAUGGCCCUCAGCCCUCCCAUCGCAUCACUGAUGAGGUAUUCCCGACUGAUGACUCAGCUACCCGCACUCUCGCGAAACAAACUGCCGAACACCUUACGCCAUGCCACGAAGUGAACAACGACAAUGACCAGGAAACCCAUGCGGAGAACACCUCCAUGCUCAUCUCCUCAGAUGCUGCAGACCCAGAACCCCCACAUGCGCCAGCCAGCACGCGAGAUGAUACUGAGAAGCCAGGCGCCCACGCCAUUAGUUCCGCCAGAGGCUCCCACCGGAGCGACCACACCUAUCCACCCACAGAUGAGCGCCGAAAAACCUCCAGUCCCUCAACGGUGCUGCCGUUGGUGAAGGGCCUGGGAGCGAAGGGGUUGGAGGGGAAGGGCGUGCCUAUCGCGAAGAAGGCGUUGCCUGGAACUCCUGCGCCGAAGAGCGAGGGCGAGGCGAAGGAGGAGCCGAAGGGUGAAGACGCCGCUAAGGCUGCGGACGUGCCGAAGGGUGCGGAGGUCGCAAAAAGUGCGGAGGUCGCAAAGGGUGCGGAUGCUCCGAAGGCGCCGUUGGUGAAGGGCCUGGGAGCGAAGGGGUUGGAGGGGAAGGGCGUGCCUAUCGCGAAGAAGGCGUUGCCUGGAACUCCUGCGCCGAAGAGCGAGGGCGAGGCGAAGGAGGAGCCGAAGGGUGAAGACGCCGCUAAGGCUGCGGACGUGCCGAAGGGUGCGGAGGUGGCAAAAAGUGCGGAGGUCGCAAAGGGUGCGGAUGCUCCGAAGGCGCCGUUGGUGAAGGGCCUGGGAGCGAAGGGGUUGGAGGGGAAGGGCGUGCCUAUCGCGAAGAAGGCGUUGCCUGGAACUCCUGCGCCGAAGAGCGAGGGCGAGGCGAAGGAGGAGCCGAAGGGUGAAGACGCAGCUAGGGCUGCGGACGUGCCGAAGGGUGCGGAGGUCGCAAAAAGUGCGGAGGUCGCAAAGGGUGCGGAUGCUCCGAAGGCGCCGUUGGUGAAGGGCGUGGGAGCGAAGGGGUUGGAGGGGAAGGGCGUGCCUAUCGCGAAGAAGGCGUUGCCUGGAACUCCUGCGCCGAAGAGCGAGGGCGAGGCGAAGGAGGAGCCGAAGGGUGAAGACGCCGCUAAGGCUGCGGACGUGCCGAAGGGUGCGGAGGUCGCAAAAAGUGCGGAGGUCGCAAAGGGUGCGGAUGCUCCGAAGGCGCCGUUGGUGAAGGGCGUGGGAGCGAAGGGGUUGGAGGGGAAGGGCGUGCCUAUCGCGAAGAAGGCGUUGCCUGGAACUCCUGCGCCGAAGAGCGAGGGCGAGGCGAAGGCGGAGCCGAAGGGUGAAGACGCCGCUAAGGCUGCGGACGUGCCGAAGGGUGCGGAGGUCGCAAAAAGUGCGGAGGUCGCAAAGGGUGCGGAUGCUCCGAAGGCGCCGUUGGUGAAGGGCCUGGGAGCGAAGGGGUUGGAGGGGAAGGGCGUGCCUAUCGCGAAGAAGGCGUUGCCUGGAACUCCUGCGCCGAAGAGCGAGGGCGAGGCGAAGGAGGAGCCGAAGGGUGAAGACGCCGCUAAGGCUGCGGACGUGCCGAAGGGUGCGGAGGUGGCAAAAAGUGCGGAGGUCGCAAAGGGUGCGGAUGCUCCGAAGGCGCCGUUGGUGAAGGGCCUGGGAGCGAAGGGGUUGGAGGGGAAGGGCGUGCCUAUCGCGAAGAAGGCGUUGCCUGGAACUCCUGCGCCGAAGAGCGAGGGCGAGGCGAAGGAGGAGCCGAAGGGUGAAGACGCCGCUAAGGCUGCGGACGUGCCGAAGGGUGCGGAGGUCGCAAAAAGUGCGGAGGUCGCAAAGGGUGCGGAUGCUCCGAAGGCGCCGUUGGUGAAGGGCCUGGGAGCGAAGGGGUUGGAGGGGAAGGGCGUGCCUAUCGCGAAGAAGGCGUUGCCUGGAACUCCUGCGCCGAAGAGCGAGGGCGAGGCGAAGGAGGAGCCGAAGGGUGAAGACGCCGCUAAGGCUGCGGACGUGCCGAAGGGUGCGGAGGUCGCAAAAAGUGCGGAGGUCGCAAAGGGUGCGGAUGCUCCGAAGGCGCCGUUGGUGAAGGGCCUGGGAGCGAAGGGGUUGGAGGGGAAGGGCGUGCCUAUCGCGAAGAAGGCGUUGCCUGGAACUCCUGCGCCGAAGAGCGAGGGCGAGGCGAAGGAGGAGCCGAAGGGUGAAGACGCCGCUAAGGCUGCGGACGUGCCGAAGGGUGCGGAGGUCGCAAAAAGUGCGGAGGUCGCAAAGGGUGCGGAUGCUCCGAAGGCGCCGUUGGUGAAGGGCCUGGGAGCGAAGGGGUUGGAGGGGAAGGGCGUGCCUAUCGCGAAGAAGGCGUUGCCUGGAACUCCUGCGCCGAAGAGCGAGGGCGAGGCGAAGGAGGAGCCGAAAGGUGAAGAUGCCGCUAAGGCUGCGGACGUGCCGAAGGGUGCGGAGGUCGCAAAAAGUGCGGAGGUCGCAAAGGGUGCGGAUGCUCCGAAGGCGCCGUUGGUGAAGGGCCUGGGAGCGAAGGGGUUGGAGGGGAAGGGCGUGCCUAUCGCGAAGAAGGCGUUGCCUGGAACUCCUGCGCCGAAGAGCGAGGGCGAGGCGAAGGAGGAGCCGAAGGGUGAAGACGCCGCUAAGGCUGCGGACGUGCCGAAGGGUGCGGAGGUCGCAAAAAGUGCGGAGGUCGCAAAGGGUGCGGAUGCUCCGAAGGCGCCGUUGGUGAAGGGCCUGGGAGCGAAGGGGUUGGAGGGGAAGGGCGUGCCUAUCGCGAAGAAGGCGUUGCCUGGAACUCCUGCGCCGAAGAGCGAGGGCGAGGCGAAGGAGGAGCCGAGGGGUGAAGACGCCGCUAAGGCUGCGGACGUGCCGAAGGGUGCGGAGGUCGCAAAAAGUGCGGAGGUCGCAAAGGGUGCGGAUGCUCCGAAGGCGCCGUUGGUGAAGGGCGUGGGAGCGAAGGGGUUGGAGGGGAAGGGCGUGCCUAUCGCGAAGAAGGCGUUGCCUGGAACUCCUGCGCCGAAGAGCGAGGGCGAGGCGAAGGAGGAGCCGAAGGGUGAAGAUGCCGCUAAGGCUGCGGACGUGCCGAAGGGUGCGGAGGUGGCAAAAAGUGCGGAGGUCGCAAAGGGUGCGGAUGCUCCGAAGGCGCCGUUGGUGAAGGGCGUGGGAGCGAAGGGGUUGGAGGGGAAGGGCGUGCCUAUCGCGAAGAAGGCGUUGCCUGGAACUCCUGCGCCGAAGAGCGAGGGCGAGGCGAAGGAGGAGCCGAAGGGUGAAGACGCCGCUAAGGCUGCGGACGUGCCGAAGGGUGCGGAGGUGGCAAAAAGUGCGGAGGUCGCAAAGGGUGCGGAUGCUCCGAAGGCGCCGUUGGUGAAGGGCGUGGGAGCGAAGGGGUUGGAGGGGAAGGGCGUGCCUAUCGCGAAGAAGGCGUUGCCUGGAACUCCUGCGCCGAAGAGCGAGGGCGAGGCGAAGGAGGAGCCGAAGGGUGAAGACGCCGCUAAGGCUGCGGACGUGCCGAAGGGUGCGGAGGUGGCAAAAAGUGCGGAGGUCGCAAAGGGUGCGGAUGCUCCGAAGGCGCCGUUGGUGAAGGGCCUGGGAGCGAAGGGGUUGGAGGGGAAGGGCGUGCCUAUCGCGAAGAAGGCGUUGCCUGGAACUCCUGCGCCGAAGAGCGAGGGCGAGGCGAAGGAGGAGCCGAAGGGUGAAGACGCCGCUAAGGCUGCGGACGUGCCGAAGGGUGCGGAGGUCGCAAAAAGUGCGGAGGUCGCAAAGGGUGCGGAUGCUCCGAAGGCGCCGUUGGUGAAGGGCGUGGGAGCGAAGGGGUUGGAGGGGAAGGGCGUGCCUAUCGCGAAGAAGGCGUUGCCUGGAACUCCUGCGCCGAAGAGCGAGGGCGAGGCGAAGGAGGAGCCGAAGGGUGAAGAUGCCGCUAAGGCUGCGGACGUGCCGAAGGGUGCGGAGGUCGCAAAAAGUGCGGAGGUCGCAAAGGGUGCGGAUGCUCCGAAGGCGCUGUUGGUGAAGGGCCUGGGAGCGAAGGGGUUGGAGGGGAAGGGCGUGCCUAUCGCGAAGAAGGCGUUGCCUGGAACUCCUGCGCCGAAGAGCGAGGGCGAGGCGAAGGAGGAGCCGAAGGGUGAAGACGCCGCUAAGGCUGCGGACGUGCCGAAGGGUGCGGAGGUCGCAAAAAGUGCGGAGGUCGCAAAGGGUGCGGAUGCUCCGAAGGCGCCGUUGGUGAAGGGCCUGGGAGCGAAGGGGUUGGAGGGGAAGGGCGUGCCUAUCGCGAAGAAGGCGUUGCCUGGAACUCCUGCGCCGAAGAGCGAGGGCGAGGCGAAGGAGGAGCCGAAGGGUGAAGACGCCGCUAAGGCUGCGGACGUGCCGAAGGGUGCGGAGGUCGCAAAAAGUGCGGAGGUCGCAAAGGGUGCGGAUGCUCCGAAGGCGCCGUUGGUGAAGGGCCUGGGAGCGAAGGGGUUGGAGGGGAAGGGCGUGCCUAUCGCGAAGAAGGCGUUGCCUGGAACUCCUGCGCCGAAGAGCGAGGGCGAGGCGAAGGAGGAGCCGAAGGGUGAAGAUGCCGCUAAGGCUGCGGACGUGCCGAAGGGUGCGGAGGUCGCAAAAAGUGCGGAGGUCGCAAAGGGUGCGGAUGCUCCGAAGGCGCUGUUGGUGAAGGGCCUGGGAGCGAAGGGGUUGGAGGGGAAGGGCGUGCCUAUCGCGAAGAAGGCGUUGCCUGGAACUCCUGCGCCGAAGAGCGAGGGCGAGGCGAAGGAGGAGCCGAAGGGUGAAGACGCCGCUAAGGCUGCGGACGUGCCGAAGGGUGCGGAGGUCGCAAAAAGUGCGGAGGUCGCAAAGGGUGCGGAUGCUCCGAAGGCGCUGUUGGUGAAGGGCCUGGGAGCGAAGGGGUUGGAGGGGAAGGGCGUGCCUAUCGCGAAGAAGGCGUUGCCUGGAACUCCUGCGCCGAAGAGCGAGGGCGAGGCGAAGGAGGAGCCGAAGGGUGAAGACGCCGCUAAGGCUGCGGACGUGCCGAAGGGUGCGGAGGUCGCAAAAAGUGCGGAGGUCGCAAAGGGUGCGGAUGCUCCGAAGGCGCCGUUGGUGAAGGGCCUGGGAGCGAAGGGGUUGGAGGGGAAGGGCGUGCCUAUCGCGAAGAAGGCGUUGCCUGGAACUCCUGCGCCGAAGAGCGAGGGCGAGGCGAAGGAGGAGCCGAAGGGUGAAGACGCCGCUAAGGCUGCGGACGUGCCGAAGGGUGCGGAGGUCGCAAAAAGUGCGGAGGUCGCAAAGGGUGCGGAUGCUCCGAAGGCGCCGUUGGUGAAGGGCGUGGGAGCGAAGGGGUUGGAGGGGAAGGGCGUGCCUAUCGCGAAGAAGGCGUUGCCUGGAACUCCUGCGCCGAAGAGCGAGGGCGAGGCGAAGGAGGAGCCGAAGGGUGAAGACGCCGCUAAGGCUGCGGACGUGCCGAAGGGUGCGGAGGUGGCAAAAAGUGCGGAGGUCGCAAAGGGUGCGGAUGCUCCGAAGGCGCCGUUGGUGAAGGGCCUGGGAGCGAAGGGGUUGGAGGGGAAGGGCGUGCCUAUCGCGAAGAAGGCGUUGCCUGGAACUCCUGCGCCGAAGAGCGAGGGCGAGGCGAAGGAGGAGCCGAAGGGUGAAGACGCCGCUAAGGCUGCGGACGUGCCGAAGGGUGCGGAGGUGGCAAAAAGUGCGGAGGUCGCAAAGGGUGCGGAUGCUCCGAAGGCGCCGUUGGUGAAGGGCCUGGGAGCGAAGGGGUUGGAGGGGAAGGGCGUGCCUAUCGCGAAGAAGGCGUUGCCUGGAACUCCUGCGCCGAAGAGCGAGGGUGAGGCGAAGGAGGAGCCGAAGGGUGAAGACGCCGCUAAGGCUGCGGACGUGCCGAAGGGUGCGGAGGUGGCAAAAAGUGCGGAGGUCGCAAAGGGUGCGGAUGCUCCGAAGGCGCCGUUGGUGAAGGGCCUGGGAGCGAAGGGGUUGGAGGGGAAGGGCGUGCCUAUCGCGAAGAAGGCGUUGCCUGGAACUCCUGCGCCGAAGAGCGAGGGCGAGGCGAAGGAGGAGCCGAAGGGUGAAGACGCCGCUAAGGCUGCGGACGUGCCGAAGGGUGCGGAGGUGGCAAAAAGUGCGGAGGUCGCAAAGGGUGCGGAUGCUCCGAAGGCGCCGUUGGUGAAGGGCCUGGGAGCGAAGGGGUUGGAGGGGAAGGGCGUGCCUAUCGCGAAGAAGGCGUUGCCUGGAACUCCUGCGCCGAAGAGCGAGGGCGAGGCGAAGGAGGAGCCGAAGGGUGAAGACGCCGCUAAGGCUGCGGACGUGCCGAAGGGUGCGGAGGUGGCAAAAAGUGCGGAGGUCGCAAAGGGUGCGGAUGCUCCGAAGGCGCCGUUGGUGAAGGGCCUGGGAGCGAAGGGGUUGGAGGGGAAGGGCGUGCCUAUCGCGAAGAAGGCGUUGCCUGGAACUCCUGCGCCGAAGAGCGAGGGCGAGGCGAAGGAGGAGCCGAAGGGUGAAGACGCCGCUAAGGCUGCGGACGUGCCGAAGGGUGCGGAGGUGGCAAAAAGUGCGGAGGUCGCAAAGGGUGCGGAUGCUCCGAAGGCGCCGUUGGUGAAGGGCCUGGGAGCGAAGGGGUUGGAGGGGAAGGGCGUGCCUAUCGCGAAGAAGGCGUUGCCUGGAACUCCUGCGCCGAAGAGCGAGGGCGAGGCGAAGGAGGAGCCGAAGGGUGAAGACGCCGCUAAGGCUGCGGACGUGCCGAAGGGUGCGGAGGUCGCAAAAAGUGCGGAGGUCGCAAAGGGUGCGGAUGCUCCGAAGGCGCCGUUGGUGAAGGGCGUGGGAGCGAAGGGGUUGGAGGGGAAGGGCGUGCCUAUCGCGAAGAAGGCGUUGCCUGGAACUCCUGCGCCGAAGAGCGAGGGCGAGGCGAAGGAGGAGCCGAAGGGUGAAGACGCCGCUAAGGCUGCGGACGUGCCGAAGGGUGCGGAGGUCGCAAAAAGUGCGGAGGUCGCAAAGGGUGCGGAUGCUCCGAAGGCGCCGUUGGUGAAGGGCCUGGGAGCGAAGGGGUUGGAGGGGAAGGGCGUGCCUAUCGCGAAGAAGGCGUUGCCUGGAACUCCUGCGCCGAAGAGCGAGGGCGAGGCGAAGGAGGAGCCGAAGGGUGAAGACGCCGCUAAGGCUGCGGACGUGCCGAAGGGUGCGGAGGUCGCAAAAAGUGCGGAGGUCGCAAAGGGUGCGGAUGCUCCGAAGGCGCCGUUGGUGAAGGGCCUGGGAGCGAAGGGGUUGGAGGGGAAGGGCGUGCCUAUCGCGAAGAAGGCGUUGCCUGGAACUCCUGCGCCGAAGAGCGAGGGCGAGGCGAAGGAGGAGCCGAAGGGUGAAGACGCUGGGAAGGCAGUGGUCUUGGGGAUACCCUCGAAGCCUGGCGCUGGUGCUAAGGCGGCUGAGGCGACUAGUGGGGAUGCGUAA
Neospora caninum is the source of this 8559-nucleotide messenger RNA. RefSeq lists its product as hypothetical. Bases 1 to 8559 code for a protein of 2852 amino acids. The record is from RefSeq and is a predicted model, not a curated record. Lineage: Eukaryota; Apicomplexa; Conoidasida; Eucoccidiorida; Sarcocystidae. The transcript has 3 exons.